UGAAUGAGUAUAUAUGCAGUUUGGGCGAUUUACAGGGAGGGGCAUCACUCGUAGGGCAUGAGAUUCACGGCAUCAUGCGUUGCUAGCAGCCCUGCUUAGCUCUACAAUACAUCUCCCUUCCUCCCAAAUCUCCCACCUUCUAUCCCUCCGUCCCCUCUCUCUCUCUCUCUGGUUGGUUUACAAUGACAGAACCUUCAAAAGUUAUUCACGUUCGAAACGUGGGGCAUGAAAUAUCCGAAAAUGAUUUACUUCAGCUAUUUCAGCCUUUUGGAGUCAUUACUAAGCUUGUCAUGCUCCGUGCAAAAAAUCAGGCUUUACUCCAAAUGCAAGAUAUUUCUUCUGCAGUUAAUGCUUUACAAUUUUAUGCAAAUGUGCAGCCAAGCAUAAGGGGGAGGAAUGUUUAUGUCCAGUUUUCCUCUCAUCAAGAACUAACUACAGUGGAUCAAAACCAAGGACGAGGAGAUGAGCCAAAUCGAAUCCUCUUAGUUACAGUUCAUCACAUGCUGUAUCCUAUAACAGUGGAUGUGCUGCAUCAAGUGUUUUCUCCCCAUGGAUUUGUGGAAAAGAUUGUCACAUUUCAGAAGUCAGCUGGUUUUCAGGCGCUCAUUCAGUAUCAAUUACGCCAGAGUGCUGUUAUAGCUAGAAGUACACUUCAGGGACGCAAUAUUUAUGACGGUUGCUGUCAGCUGGACAUUCAGUUCUCAAACCUUGAUGAAUUACAAGUGAACUACAAUAAUGACCGUUCAAGGGACUUCACAAACCCAAAUCUUCCUGCAGAUCAGAAAGGCAGAUCUUCUCAACCUGGAUAUGGUGAUGCGGGAGGCAUGUAUGCUGUUCAAAGUUCUGGUGUCAGGCCAGGUGGUUUUUCUCAGAUGGCAAAUGCUGCGGCUAUCGCAACUGCCUUUGGUGGAGGUUUGCCUCCUGGAAUAACUGGCACGAAUGACAGGUGUACAGUUCUUGUUUCAAAUCUUAAUCCUGAUAGAAUAGAUGAGGAUAAACUCUUCAACUUGUUCUCCAUUUAUGGGAAUAUUGUGAGGAUCAAACUUCUCCGAAAUAAGCCAGAUCAUGCACUUAUCCAGAUGGGGGAUGGUUUCCAAGCUGAGUUGGCAGUACACUUUCUGAAGGGAGCCAUGCUCUUUGAGAAGCGGUUAGAGGUCAACUUCUCAAAACAUGCAAACAUAACCCAAGGUCCUGAUACUCACGAGUACAUGAAUUCUAAUCUCAAUCGUUUCAAUCGCAAUGCUGCCAAGAACUACCGUUAUUGCUGCUCCCCCACAAAGAUGAUCCAUUUGUCUACUCUCCCGCAAGAGAUCACUGAAGAGGAGAUUGUGGGCCUUCUAGAGGAGCAUGGAACAAUUGUAAACAGCAAAGUCUUUGAGAUGAAUGGGAAAAAGCAGGCCCUGGUUCAGUUUGAGACUGAGGAGCAGGCUACUGAAGCCCUCGUGUGCAAGCAUGCAAGCUCACUCUCUGGCUCGAUAAUCCGGAUCUCCUUUUCGCAAUUGCAUAAUAUUUGAGACUCAAACACAACUGGGGUAAGGGUUGUGGAUCCUAGUAGGGAUAAGAAUUCUGAAUUUGGCUUAGAGUAAUUUUUAUGCAGAUGACCGUCUUCUUCUAUGCUGUCUUGCAAUUGUCCCUUUGCUUGCUACUUAAAUGACAAAAUCUGCUCUGACUAUUUUCUGCUCUUAGUCAUUUGUCAUUUCAACUCCAUUGCCUCUGCUAGUUCUUUGGGUUGCCAAUAUGACAGAGUUGGGGUAGAUUUUUGUUGUACAUGUUUUAUAAGUCAGGUCAGUCUGGCCAUUUUUGUUGUAUUCUCAAUCCAUUAUCCAAAAUUUCUAGUCCAAUCAAUUAAGGAGCCUCUUUUUUUGUUUUUA
Molecule: messenger RNA, 1871 nt
Organism: Prosopis cineraria
Lineage: Eukaryota; Viridiplantae; Streptophyta; Magnoliopsida; Fabales; Fabaceae
Product: polypyrimidine tract-binding protein homolog 3-like
Exons: 15
Coding region: 183-1514 (443 amino acids)
Biological process (GO): regulation of RNA splicing; mRNA processing
Cellular component (GO): nucleus
Molecular function (GO): mRNA binding
Source: RefSeq, a predicted model, not a curated record